UUUGUACUUAGGUAGUUGAAUGGAAUCACGUUGGGUAUACGGAUGUGAAGUUGUCAUGCUAUGUUUUGUAGUGUAGAUAUGUGUGUGUGACAGAGAAAUGAAAGUGUAUGGAUGUUUCAAAUGAUGCCAUCGAACACUAACGAUCAUAACCGUACAAAACUGUAUAUGUGGUGCUUCCAAACUGUUAAAUGGGUUCCUGUACUCUUCAUAGUUACGAUCGUCGUGUGGUCGUAUUAUGCAUACGUAAUUCAGCUGUGUAUAUUCACAGUGGUCAACAAUGUAGAGAAAGUGUUUUACCUACUUCUGUUCCAUCUGUUGUUCGCCAUUUUUUGCUGGGCGUACUGGCAGACAAUAUUUACAAAAAUAGGCAAAGUUCCAAGUCAGUUCAAAAUUCCACCUGAAGAACUCCAGAGACUAGAAGAAGCAGGUAAUGUGGAAGCGGAAAACCAAAUUCUGGAGCAGUUUGCACAGAAUCUACCUGUAACCACACGCACAAUUUCUGGAGAUAUCAGAUACUGUGGAAAAUGUCAGCACAUAAAACCUGACAGAACACAUCACUGUAGUGCAUGUGGUGAAUGUGUUCUAAAAAUGGAUCACCAUUGUCCAUGGGUUAACAACUGUGUGGCAUUUACAAAUUACAAAUUUUUUAUUUUGUUUCUGGGGUAUGCACUUCUGUACUGCCUCUUCAUCGCAUUUACGUCAUUGCCUUACUUCGUAAGCUUUUGGAAGGAUGAAUUGAAGACUGCUGGAAGAUUUCACAUAUUGUUCCUUUUUUUUGUGGCUGUCAUGUUCGCAGUUAGUCUUGCGUCUUUGUUUUCCUACCAUUGCUACCUUGUUCUGAAGAACAGAUCUACACUCGAGGCCUUUAGACCUCCGGUUUUUCGUACGGGUGCUGACAAAGAUGGGUUCAGCUUGGGGACAUAUAACAACUUCCAGGAAGUUUUUGGAGACAACAGGAAACUCUGGUUCUUACCUGUUUUCACAAGUCUGGGCGAUGGUGUGGUUUUUCCAGUCCGGGCUCAGCACCAACCCAGCUCAUACAACUCGAUGGGCAGUACACAGACCAGGGACACACAGGAUGGAACAGCAUGUCAAGAAGGUUCAGCAUUUUCAGACUCUCAAACAAGCAAUAGAGGAGAUUACCAUGAUCCUCAUCACCACCAUCCAAAACAGCCUCUGUGUGAUCAUACAGCAAAUUGACAUACAUUCUUUUCAGCAUUUGAUUAAGAAACUUUGUACCACAUAACAAAAGUGCCAAAGGGAAAUUGCAGGCAAGAUAAAAAUAAAGUUUAAAACAUAUUUUGAAUAUUUUUUGAGAUCGUCUGUUAAGUUCACAACAGCAGUUCAUUAUAUCUUCUGCUGGACCAUAUUUGCAUGAUUGUUCUGCACUUUGUAAUGCUGUGUGUGUGUGUGUGUGUGUGUGUGUGUGUGUGUGUGUGUGUGUGGGUGGGUGGGUGCACACACAUUCAGCUGUACACUUUUCACAGCCUACAAAGCACUGUUAGCUGUCAUUGUUGAACAUUAAGACCCAAUAGUACCAUGUAAAUUUUAACUGAAUUUAAUGUCAACAACAGUACAUGUUGUCUUGCCACAGCAUUUGUGCAGAAAUGCUGCAGAAUACUUCAGCUACUCAUAUGUCCUAAAUCCUUAUUUUAUGAAAUAUAUUUGCAGUCCAUAAAAAGGGGUGUGUGGGGGAGGUUGGGGGUGCGUGCAAAUGUGAGAUACAAUUCAGUUGUGUGUGCUGUGAGCAACUUCCUGAAUGAAUGUGUUGUAUGACUGUUGUAUGCUACUGGCCUUUUCGGUAUAUUAUAAAUUUGUCUUCAGUUCUUCUGCUAACUUUUUUUGUUAAGCACAGUUAAAAUCUUAUUUGCCAGUUUGAUACCUCUCCAUUUUUACAGAGUAGUAUAUCAUGUUAGAUCUCAUAUUUAAUGAAUAAAAAUUUGACUUUUAUUUUUGUAUCGUAUUAUUUUUGUAAUAAAAGUCCUAUGUUUUGUAAACUUAUAAGGCAAGCUCAGAUUAACAAAAAUUGUUACAGAGCUUAACGUAUAAGAGAUGUACAAAGUCACUCAUACCCAGUAUUGAGACUUAAAUGAUGAAUUAUGCCCUAAAAGUUCUCUGUCUGACAAAAACUGUUCAAUGCCCACAUUAAAAUGAGAUUUCUCCAAAUUAAGCAUCUGUAUCAGCUUCAACUUAUCAUUUGAUUUUAAUCCUUGAUCUUGUAGCUAUAUAUUGUGAUUUGGUAACAAAAUGUAAUAUGUGGAUAAUCUGGCAAAUGUAGAAGUGAAAGUUGUGCAGUUCAGUAGGAACUAUUUGACAUAUUCUCGUGAUGGAAGAAAACUUACUUGUUUGUAAGUUGUGAUUGAUUAGUCUAAAUAGUAUCCUUCUGUUUACACAGAAGUUAUAACUUCCCAGUGAUGCUUGUGCCAUCAUGAAGAUAGUCUUUGAGCUCUACAAUGUGAGAAUAUUGGAAAAUGGCAGUUAUGACUUUUGCAAAAAAUAGAUCAUUGUUGCUUUUUUCAACUGCUUCCUUAUCUCUGUGAUAAUGAAUCCAUGUUUCAUCUGCUAUUAUGAAAUAAUUGAGAAACCGGCUGAAAUUAAAUAAAUCCAGACAUUUUUAGUACUGUUCAUUUGCAUGCAAUUUUUUGGUCAGUAGUUAACAAACAUGGAAUCUCUUGAGCAGAAAGGUUUUUAUACCCAAAACUUGGGAUAGAAUUGGGUAAUCACAGCAUUUCAAUAAACCUCCAGUGUCAGUGAGCUUGUGUAUCUUCAACUGUUGAUGACUGAGUGCUGCAUUGUGAAUUUCUGCAACAGUCUUGGUGGUCAUGCAGGUUUCUGAAUGUCCCAUGUGCCCGUUACUUGGCAGUAAGCACAUGACCUCACUUACAGACUGUAACUCAUUUCUUAACCUUAGCAAAUAAAGGGAAAUAAUCCUUUAAUUACAGGUCUAUGUCCUCUUCUUUUAAUAUUCAGUGGGGUUGAAUCUCUUAAAAUUAAGUACUUUAUCACAGCUCAUAAUUCAAUGUUAUCCAUUUCACAAGAAAGCCUCUUUGUUUCUGAGUAACUAUUGCAAUAUACAUCAGUUUGAACCUGCUCACUGUAUUCACUUCCCCUGUGCAGUGUUUACCCCCCUUCACCACCUCCCUCCUCUUCUCAACAUUACCAGACUGACUGUUCCUCUACACCUCAGGACAUGAACUAUCAACCAAUAGCUUCCUUUAGUCAAUUUGUACCAUACAUUUAACUUUUUCCUGAAUUUGAUUCAGUACCUCCUCAAUAGUUAUUUGACAUACCUAUCUAAUCUUGCAUCAUUGUUCUGUAGCACCAUAUUUGAGAAACUGUUAUUCUUUUCUUGUCUGAACUGCUUAUUGUCCAGGUUUAACUUCCAUACGUGGCUGCGCUUCAGACCAGUGGUAGUAAACCUGGUCUUUACCGCCCACUAGUGGGCGUUCUAGCUUUCAUGGUGGGUGCUAGGCAGCAGGAGUUUCUUCAUAAAUUUUAAGAAGUAAAGUUACUUCCUUGCUUUAAAAAUCACGUUAAUCUGGAAUCGGUGGGCGGUUAGAAAAUUUUACUGCUAACACUGAUACAAAAGUGGGCAGAAUGUAAAAAAGGUUGACUACCCCUGCUCUAGCAAAUACCUUCAAAAGAGACAACCUGACACUUAAAUUUAUAUUAGAUGUUAAUAAAUUCCUCAUUUACAGAAAUACUUUUCCCUCUGUUGCCAGUCUGUAUGUUAUUUGUCUCUAAUUUGGCUGUCAUCAGUUAUUUUGCUGCCCAAAUCACAAAACUAAUCUACUACUUCUAAAGUCUCAUUUCCUAACCUAAUUCCUCAGUAUCACCUAAUUCAAGAUGCUUGCCAUACCAAGUCCUGUGCCAUCUCUGACAGAAUUACAGUGUCAUUAGAAAACCUCAAAGUUUUUGUUUCUUCUCUCUAAACUUUAAUUCUCUCUCCAAUUUUCUCCUUACCUUCCUUUGUUACUUGCUCAGUGUAUAGACCAAUGCUACCUUCAGAAUUCUAAAGAGUGUGUUGUCAAUAUAGGUUUGCCGUUCCUUAACAUAUCUUCUAAAAUAAGUCAUAGGGUCAGUAUAUCCCUGCAAGUUCAUACAUUUCUCUGGAACACAAAUUGAUCUUCACAGAGGUUAGCUUCAACCUUUUCCAUUCUUCUGUAAAUAACUGAUGUCAAUAGUUUGCAACCAUGACUCAUCAAGCUGAUAGUAUUCACACCAGACAGUACCUACCUUCUUUAGAGUGUGAAUUAUUACUUUCUUCAUGUAAUAUAAUGGUAUUUUUGUCUACCUCAUAUGUCUUGCAAAUCAUGUGAAAUGGUUUUGUCAUGGCUGGAAUCUAAUCAAGGGGCUUCAUUUCCACUUUGAUGUUUCAGUGCUUUGUCAAAUUCUUCUCACAGAAUCAUACCACACGUCAAAUCUUCAUUUAUUUCCUCUUUAUUUUCUAUGGCAUUCCCUUCAUGUUAAUUUCCCUUGUAUUGCCCUUACUCUAUGUUUCUCCUAACUUUCUCAUCUUUCCUUUCUUUGCUUAAUACUACCUUUACGUAGGCUCUUCUGUGUAAUGUGCCAUCUCAUUCUGAACUGCCAACAAAUAUUCAUAUAUUCAUACAACUAGAGAUAAACUGAUGCAUCAGAAAAAUGGAUCAUCAGUUAUUAAAAGUAAUUUUUUCACAGUAUUUAGACACUAGACAUACAUACACACAUACAUAUGCCACAAUCAUAUGAUAUCAGUACAGUCAUAGUAGCAUUUUCAGUGUACCACUUUUCUGAAUGGUUGUUAGAGAUUGACUUAUCUAAUUUUCACCAUACCUCAGCUGAAUCCAUUCUGCUUCUGCAGGUUGUACUGAUACACUGUAGUAUUUGUUUAAUUUAUUACCCUUAUGUUCACAGUUGUCACAUUAGGUAUAGAGCAAUGUGAGCACAACAUAAAGAAAAAAGUUAAGUGGAGUCAGAACUCAUGUUAUUAUUAUGUAUCCACAUGGUUAUUUAUGAAGUUUUGCUGCAACCAAGUGUAUUACCACCAUUUACAUCUUCUGAAAUUUCAAAUGUUAUCAAAGGAGAUCUGAAAAUGUAAAUGCCAGGUUUACAGAGUAGAGAGCCUUCAGUGUAUCAGCAGCACUGCGUAAUAAUAUUUAUCAGCCAAUCCAGUUCGGUCACCCCUCUGCUCAGCCCUGUGAGUGUGUACCUUUCAUUACACCACUUCAGUAACUGCUGAUUUGGAUGUUUCUGCUCAGUGAUAGUGCACACCAUCAGUUGAGUAUCAGAUAUUCAUUUACACCAAAAUAAUGGUAACAUUCCAUCUGUAAUACCACCUGAUGAAAUCAUUUGCUUUAAAGCAUCUAAUUUUAGAGUUCAGAAUGUUCAAAGCAAUUCUUGCAUCUGACAGAUAUUAUCGGAAGUAUAUGAAGUGAAUAUGAUGACUCUCUUAACAUGCAAAUUUAUAACAAUGGUAAAUAGGAAAUAGUGUAAACUUAAGCAUACAAUUGGAAAAAUUGUCUGAAAUAUUCCAAGGAAAAGUCUUGGAUAUCAAUGCUGUAUUGGAGUUCUGAAUAUUGAAUACAUUUAGACCAUAGUAUUUAAUAUACAUGCAUAGUUACAGUAUUCAUCCCAUGGAACAUGACCUUUUUUUAGAUUUUAAAUGAUGCACUUACACUAUACUCAGCAAUAAUAGGAGAAAAGUGAGCAUGUGAAAGUGGUGAACCUUAUUUAAACAUUGAAAUGAGCUAGGUUACAGCAUGAGCAUAGAUGCACUUCGAUGAAUUAAUGAAAAACUGUGGUACAUUUUUAUAGGAUGAAUGUGUAUUUUUUAAAGACGUUGAUGAGUGAAAUAUUGUAGAUACUCUUAACUGAAACAAUCAGACCAUUCUAAGUCAUAUUGUUGCUUGGUAUGGCAACAAAAAUCUGAAUGUUUAUUUUUUGUGAAUAAAUGUUUGAGUCAGUGUUUUCAGUUAUGUAAUGAUAAGUCUGCUUCGAUUUUGUUGAUUGUAAGUUGUGAUAGUGAAAGCUAUUGAAAUUAAUUGUUAUUGUAUUCAUUGUAGACUGAAUAAAAGAGUGAAACUUUUUUCCCAAUAACAGAAAUCCAAAAAUGUCAAGCUGCCUAUGAUUUGUUUACCUUUUCUUUCAAUUUAUACCUGUCAUUCUCUACAACUGGCUUCUGGUGUUGGUCAUUUUCAAUGGUAGUUGCAAGGGUACCUCAUAUUUGCAACCAUGAUGAUCAUAGAGCUCAAAUAUCAUUGGAAAAAGUUACCUGCUCACAUUGAUGAUGAAAACAGGAAUUGAUUUGUACUU
Molecule: messenger RNA, 6291 nt
Organism: Schistocerca cancellata (South American locust)
Lineage: Eukaryota; Metazoa; Arthropoda; Insecta; Orthoptera; Acrididae
Product: palmitoyltransferase ZDHHC20-B-like
Exons: 9
Coding region: 112-1200 (362 amino acids)
Biological process (GO): protein targeting to membrane; peptidyl-L-cysteine S-palmitoylation; synaptic vesicle maturation
Cellular component (GO): endoplasmic reticulum; Golgi apparatus
Molecular function (GO): protein-cysteine S-palmitoyltransferase activity
Source: RefSeq, a predicted model, not a curated record